Molecule: messenger RNA, 4286 nt
Organism: Colletes gigas
Lineage: Eukaryota; Metazoa; Arthropoda; Insecta; Hymenoptera; Colletidae
Product: UDP-glycosyltransferase UGT5-like
Exons: 3
Coding region: 203-1819 (538 amino acids)
Molecular function (GO): UDP-glycosyltransferase activity
Source: RefSeq, a predicted model, not a curated record
CGUGGACUUGGAUUCCCCCCCGAGGAAACAGCAGCACUGUCCCGCGUAUCUGCGUCAAACUUCGUCGCACGUCGGCCAACGUUGGUUCCACCGACGAACCGACGCGAGCAGCGGCCAAUUAAUAGUCGUUCCUCGAACCGACGUUCGUCAGAGCUUGGCGGACCAUCUGAAAACGUAGUGCUGCGCGAAACGAGUCGUCGACAUGCUGGUCCCGCGAUCACGAUGCGUCCUGGUGUGUUUUUUGGCGAUGAUCGGGUCGUGCACGGCGUGGAACGACACCGAAGUGACCGCAUCCAAGUUCAGGAUCCUGGCGGUAUUCGGACACAUGGGCAAGAGCCACUUCGACGUUUUCAAGCCUCUUCUGGAGGAGUUGGCGCGACGUGGCCACGAGCUUACGGUGGCAUCACAUUUUCCAAGAACCCAGAAGGCCAUCGCCGCGGAGCCGCUGCCAAAUUACAAAGACGUCAGCCUGGUGGACGAGAAGGUGCAGGUGUUCGUGAACGUGGUGGAUCUGCGUAACAUGGAGAACAGUGUCUUGAACGUCGUCAGGAAUCUGUACUCCUUGUACUUGACGGGGAACCUGUCCUGCGACAUUGGACUGAGGAACGUGGAGCUGAAGAAGGUCGUCGAGUCCGAGAAGUUCGACCUGGUGUUGACGGAGAGCUUCAAUACACAUUGUUUCAUGUCGGUGGUGCACAAGACCGGGGCACCUUUCGUGCAAAUAUCGACUCAUCAGCUGAUGGACUGGGCGGUCGAGCAAUUGGCGGCCUCCCACGAGCCCAGCUACGUGCCAGCGAUGUUCAGCCAUCUGCCAAAGCCGAUGAGCUUCCUUCAGAGGACGUGGAACGUGUUGUCGAUAUCGUUCGUGACCACUGUUUACGAUACUCUGUUCAAUUGGCGCGAUCAGUCCGUGGCGGAGAAGUAUUACGGUCCAGGGCUGCCCAGCGUCAGGGAGAUCGGUAAAAACGUGUCGUUGAUGCUGCUCAACACGCAUCAUUCUCUGCACGGUGCUCAACACUUUCCCCCGAACGUAGUCGAGGUGGGCGGGCUGCACAUACCAUCGAAACCGAAUCCUCUGCCGAAGGACAUCAAGAAGUUCCUCGACGACGCUCACGAAGGCGUCCUCUACUUCAAUCUUGGCUCCAUGGUGAAAAUGGCCACCGUACCCGAGGACAAAUUGAACGUACUGCUGAACGUGUUAACCUCCAUACCCAGGAAAGUGAUUUGGAAGUGGGAGACCGACGAGCUGCCCCUCAAGUCGAAGAACGUUCUAGUGAAGAAAUGGCUACCGCAGUUCGACAUCCUGAGUCAUCCGAACGUUAAGUGCUACUUCGGCCAUGGCGGGCUUCUGGGCUUGUCCGAAGGGACGUACCACGGGGUGCCGAUGAUAUUGAUGCCCCUGUACGGCGAUCAGUAUCAGAACUCAAUGUCUGCCGCGGCCAGGGGGGUCGCACUGGUCUUGAAAUACGUGGAAUUGAGCGAGCAGUCGCUGAGGCACGCGUUGGACGAAAUUUUCAACAAUACCAGAUACACGGAGAACGCAAAGGCGCUGUCGAAAGCGUACAGAGACCGUCCCUCGUCGCCCAUGGAAACAGCAGUAUGGUGGGUGGAGCACAUCGCCCGUAGCAAGGGUAGUCCAUACCUGAGAAGCCAUGCCGCGAACAUGUCGUGGUGUACGCGCAACCUCGUCGACGUGAUCGCCUUUCUGGUCGUGGUCCCUUCGCUCGUCCUGUACUUAAUAUUAACAAAGUGUUCCUCGUCCAAGCGGAGGCGCGAGAGACGCGACAGCAAACGAGCAUCGACGAAGAAGAGGAAUUGAGGGGUUGCUCGGCGCGGGUUAAAAGAGCUUCUUCGCGACACGUUCAACAGACUGUCCCCGAAAAGUUCGAUUUUUAUUUCGGGUCGUGGGACGCUUUAUUCUCGAUCGCCGCGAUAAAUUAAAUCAUCAACGGGACCUGGCGUACUCGUGAUCCUGAUUACCAGGGAACUCGAGACGAGAGUCUCGGGCAAUUCUAGCGGACGCUCGUUCCCGUUUGGCUGUUUCGUGGACGAACCGUUGCGGUAAGAAAAAAAGCGAAAGAGGAACGCGGAGUCGAGCUCUAAGGGUCGGCGAGGAAAACGAGCGAAAAGGGGUUGGGAGGAGAGAAAGGGAACCAGCUUUGCGGGCAUUACUCGGUAUUUCCCAGGUGGCCGAGUCACCGACUGCGUCAACCGGCUUCCGCUGGCAACAACGGCGAAGAGAACAACGGGGGAAGAAGGGGAGGUUGCAUUGGUUGCGGGGUGGGUAACGGUUCCGUGGAGAAGACGUACUCGUAACGCGCUCCAAGACGAAAGAGGGUGGACCGCAGACGUCUGCGACGACAACAAAGAUGGAUCGCGUCUGCCGUCGUCGGAUUAAACGCGCGAGGAUGGUUCCCCGUCGGUCGUACCCUCGCCCCGCAGCCUGCCAGCCACUUUCGUCGUCGCGGGAUUCCGUCGAGCCGCGCGAGGAACGCGUAACCGGCUCAUAAAGAUACAAGCGGGCCGAUAAACGCGCCGGUUCUCGUACCCGGGAGAUAACAGCCUACGAAGGGACGCCAUUGUCUCUCUUUUCAGCGAUGAGAUCGGUCAGAUGCCUAGCGAUAUUCCCGAUCGUUCGAGAGAAUCGACAAUUGGGACGCCAGGUGGAAACAUUUGCGUUUCGAACCGAAUUUAAAGAUAACUUGACAAUAUCUAAUGUUUGAGAGACAUACAUUAUUUGUUCUUUUUUUAUCUUCACAUAAAUAUUCUUCGUAAAAUUUCGACAAGGUAUACAUGGUGCUACGCGUUCCACGGUUCUUGAACUAUUUAAAUGUUCCCGCUGGAAAGACAACAAUUGUAUUAAUACGUCCCUUGUUGCAUCUUUGUUUACUUUACUUUACUUCGUGUAUAUAUGUACAUUCUUUUCUGUUCCUCCCUCCUAUUCCCGCGUUGUAUUUACACCGUGGUGUUCUGUAUUUUGUAGUCGAGAGUUUUCCCAAUAAUAAUAACAAUAAUGAAAAAAGUUCGCUCAAAGGCAUCCACCACAGUGGGGAACAUUUCUCUUUUAGUCGAACGGCAUUAUGCUCUUUGCAAACUAUAGGGAGCCAUAGAUUUGUUCGACGGAUAACGGGGGAAAAGGGAGCAAAGGGAAUCGUCGACGAGGCUACGAUUUUUCCUUUUGCGUAUCAAAUACCAUUACGCCGAAUAACGUAGCUUUUAAUCAAUCUGAUGCUAUUUAUUAUAAUUCAUACAAAUAGAGGGCCCUUAUUUUAUAUUUAAAAAUGUCAAAUCUUGCGUCUCAGACGAAAAAUAACGCAGUGGGCGUGGCCUAUCUUCAAAGUGGAGGGGAUCGUGGUCUCGAAAGGCUCCAAGUUGAUUUCGUUCCGACUGUAGACUCUCCAACGAUUUGCACCCCCUUUUCUCACGUUUUUCUCCACUUUCCUGGAACAAAAAACCUUUUUGGGGAUUUUUCUGCACGUCCUUGUGGUUUCGACGGAAUAAAAUAAUUUAUCGACCCGAGACAGGGUAGUUUCGCGAGUGUCGGGGCGCUACGUUGGCCGCGUUAUCCCCCCGGUUGACCGGCGGAUUUUCAAUUACGUUCCCUCCGUGUGUAUAUAAAUAAAUCUUUUCCAAGUUUUCUUCGUUAAUGUUUGCGCCGCCGGUGAAAUAUUAAAGCAUUCGCUCUUGAAGCUGACGCAUUAAUCGUUGCAGCGGUUCGACAGUCGAGCGAGAAGCGAAAACCGGGUCACUUUUUACCCGCGGUGAAAUCUUUUAUCUAUACCGGCAAGAAUAAACUUUUGUACCAGAUUUUUAUCCCUGUACUUCGAACCACGUUCCACCGAUGAAAUCCGAAACCUUUUAUCCGCAGGUAAACUAAACACUUUUAUACGAAUACUUUAAAAUUGCAUUUCCCAACGAAAUGCAUAAUAUUUUAACAACUAAAAAUAUUAUUCGCGUGUGGAAAUUAUUAUCAUUGCAUGUGGAAUAUCUGGAAUGCUUGGCCCAAAGUGCUAGACAAUUAAUUAGUAAAUUAUCAUUUCUCAGUUCCUCCCAGAAUUCGCGUAAAGGUAAAACCCUUUUGGAAUAGCCAAUAUAUCAUCAAACAGCGAAACGAUUAACUACGAAAUUGUCCACUGUGCUCGUCCAAGACAGAAAAAUCGAUGGACAUUCGAGGCUCCAUAUCGUUCUCUGGCAAAGAAGCAACAAUAGGGGUUUAUUAACGUUCCCCCAAUCGUGAAAAUUUCGAUAUCCGCGCGUUUGGCGAGACGGGAACGUUGUAGUCCGGU